CUCAAUAAAUCUAUCUGUCAGAACCAUCUUCACAUCUCUCACAUACUCACCUGAAUAACAACAAACCACUCCAUGCCCUUGUUGAUUUAGACCAAUCUCCUCCUAAACAACAUCAGAACAACCAACCUGCUCGAAAUCUGGAACGUAAAACACCUUGCCGAACCGCCAACAACGAUGGAGGCCGAAUUGAGAAAAUUCACUUACUUCGUCAUCACCAAAUGAAGGAACAUGGGACUCUUCACUUCCUUCGACGAGGCCAGUGCUUAGUUCAUCGACUAUCCAAACGCCGAAUACUAGGCCUUCAACUGCCAGGCUCUAGCCCCUUGGUUCUUACAUGGCGCGAUUAAAGGCAAUCGAGAAAGAGAAGGAGGCGCUUGAUGAGAUGACGCAGCUAAUGGGCCAACCGGAUGACUUGCCACCAAAAUGCCCUCCGACCGUCGUCACCGAAAACGGCCGUCAGGCCCCUCUUUGUCGGUGGAUUAACUGCAUCCCACCUAGCGAGGUUGCUUCCGGUGCCUAUGCCGUCAACCUUAGCAUGGAAGAAUUUCUCCAGAAGGUUUGCUAUGGCGCCUCCUUGCCACCACCUUCCUACUUUCGUACUGAGCUGGGUGUUCGUGACACAGGAGUCGUGUAUGCUUUCUCAGUCGUUCUCCCUGGGAACCCGUUGGGAGCCGACAUCCACGUUAAGGGAAGGUACAGUCCUCUCGAGAUAGAUGCUAAGGAAGAUGUUGCUUACAACAUGCUUCAAAAAGUCCUCCACACCACGGAUCAAGAAAUACGGGACUUCAACUACUUGAAAGCAAAGAUGCUUGAGAGGGCCAACAAUGCACUUUCUGAAGAGGUUCAACGCCUCGAGGAGAAGUGUCGUCUCCACGGCUACGACAGCAGUUUGGACAAUGUAUCGCCAUAGCACUCUUCCAACCUUUUAUCCAAUCCAGCUACAUUCCACAGAUCAAUCGUCACAUCAUUAGGAGGGCUUUUAAUUAGUAACGUUACCGGAAAUAUAUUUCUAUACUGCAUGCUGAUGUCGGUAAUUGUUAUGCUAAGCUUCCAUGAUCAAUCCAACUUUUGUAAUCCACUUUAUUAUGAAUGAACUCUAU
Arachis ipaensis is the source of this 1100-nucleotide messenger RNA. RefSeq lists its product as uncharacterized. The record is from RefSeq and is a predicted model, not a curated record. NCBI's taxonomy places the organism in Eukaryota, Viridiplantae, Streptophyta, Magnoliopsida, Fabales, Fabaceae.